This is a messenger RNA of Cephus cinctus (wheat stem sawfly), 1196 nucleotides long. It is a transcript of the gene Sec13, whose product is annotated as protein SEC13 homolog. Gene Ontology annotation, biological process: protein import into nucleus; positive regulation of TOR signaling; COPII-coated vesicle budding. The coding region runs from base 143 to 1081 and encodes 312 amino acids. Lineage: Eukaryota; Metazoa; Arthropoda; Insecta; Hymenoptera; Cephidae. The transcript is spliced from 3 exons. Gene Ontology annotation, molecular function: structural molecule activity; protein binding. Gene Ontology annotation, cellular component: COPII vesicle coat; nuclear pore outer ring. The record is from RefSeq and is a predicted model, not a curated record.
ACAUUGCGCAUGUGCUUCCACGUAUGUCACAGUGUCGUGCAUAACCUCCCGGGCGAAAUAAAGACUGGGAGUUUUAGUCUAUUUGAUUUUUAACGGGUUUUUGCAUUAGAUAAUACGAGUGGUAGCUUAAGAAUUUACCAAAAUGGUGUCCGUUUUAAAUACGGUGGACACUGCUCAUGAGGACAUGAUCCACGAUGCAGAAAUGGAUUACUAUGGUUUAAGGUUAGCUACCUGUUCCAGUGACAAUUCUGUGAAGAUUUUUGACUUGAAGAAUGGCACGCAGAGCUUGGUGGCCGAUCUUAAGGGUCACAUAGGUCCCGUCUGGCAAGUUGCUUGGGCACAUCCGAAAUUUGGCAACCUCUUGGCUUCCUGCAGUUAUGAUAGGAAGGUCAUAAUUUGGAAAGAACUUGGAGAAUGGACCAAAAUCUAUGAACAUACGAGUCAUGAUUCUUCCGUUAAUUCCAUCGCCUGGGCACCCCAUGAAUUUGGACUUAUUCUGGCUUGUGGAAGCUCCGAUGGCACUAUAUCUAUUCUCACUAAUAACGGCGAUACCUGGGAAGUUCAAAAGAUUCCUAGUGCUCAUACUAUUGGUUGUAAUGCUGUUAGUUGGUGCCCUGCCAUAGAGCCAAAUUACGAUUCGAAUUCACCUAAUCAGAGAAGUGGACCAGUGAAGAGGCUAGCAACCGGAGGUUGUGAUAAUUUAGUUAAGAUUUGGAAAGAAGAAGGAGACAGAUGGAUCGAAGAAAAUAAGCUAGAAGCUCACAGUGAUUGGGUGAGAGACGUAGCCUGGGCUCCGGCAGUAGGACCUCCAAAAGCUGCUUUAGCGUCCUGCUCCCAGGACCGACGCGUGGUUGUCUGGACUUCAACUGAUUAUAUCAGUUGGACACCAAAUGUCCUGCACGUGUUCGACGACGUCGUCUGGAACGUCAGCUGGUCCCUUACAGGAGGUAUUCUGGCAGUUAGUGGAGGAGAUAACAAAGUAUCUCUGUGGCGUGAAAAUUCUGAAAGCCAGUGGGCCUGCAUUUCUGAAUUGAACAAAGGUCAAGGAAAUCUGAAUAACGCAGAUCAACGAGCUCUAUAACCCUCUAUCGCUAACGCUGAAUUCCACUAAUAACAGUGAAAUGUAUCAUAAAGGUUCAUAGACGUAAGCAAAAUUAAGAUAAAAUAAAAAAUCAUAGCUGUUUUAUAAAAAUUAA